UUAAUUUUACAUCAAAGAAAAUUGAUAAAAAAUUCAAAAAAAGUCUUGCUUGUUUGUAUUAUGCAUUACUAUAGUCACAAAGUGUUUUUAAAGGGGUGCAAGCCAAGUUUUUGAUCACUUUUUCCCCGACUAUGGAAAAUUUACAUUUGGACCCAAAUGACGUGUCCUCAUACCCAUUGAAAUUUCUAUGGUAUGGUCGCCUCCACCCAGGACUUGACCCAUGCUGGACCAAAAUCCUGGUCCCCACCAACAUUUCCGUUGCUUUUUUGUACCUAAUUUUGGCCCUAAAAGGAAUAAAUUUGUCCCACAAUCGUGACAUUUUUUUCACUGCUGAAUGUUUCCAAACUUGUAUUUUAGUAACACAUUCGAUUGGAAAAUUCUCAAAUUUUUUGUUUCACAAAAACCGUUUGCUUGGUUUGGUUGAGAAAAAAUCGCAAUUUUGGAAAUUGGACAAGUUUGACGGUCUUGUGUACGAUGAGUGUGUCUCAAUUUCAAAUUUCGUGAAGAAAAUUACGCGAUUUUACUAUUUUUUGAAUUUUUUGGUUUUGGUUUCCUUCGAUUUGCAACCCUUCACGACGGGGUAUUUGCCCACAGUGUGUUAUGUUCCCACAGGAUGGUUCAAUUUCCUAACUGGGCUUUUAUGGUACUUUUCCUGGGCUGUCCUGUUUGGGUUACCAGGAACCGAUGGGUUUUUUUGCUCACUCGCCACGUCACUAAUUAUCCAGUUCAAAUUAUUGGGGCACAAAUUUAAAACUAAUUCUAGUGAAAUGAAGAAACUCGUCGAUUAUCACAAUUAUUUAUUAAGUUACAGCAGCGAAUUGAAUGCAACUUUCAGGCCGAUUUUUUUGCUUCAGUUUAUGAUUUCGAUUGGUUCAGCUUCAGUGUCUGUUUUUAUUUUCAUGCAACCGGGCGAUUGGUCGAAUCGGAUUAAAUUUUUGUUGUAUUUUCUUGCAACAAUGGUUCAAACGGCUUUCUACUGCGUUCCUCUUGAAUUUGUGGUCAUUUCGGCGAAACAAAUUGGUGAUUUUGUUUUUGAAUCAAACUGGUAUCAAGCAAAAAACGUGAAGUUUAAGAAAUGUUUUAUUUUGAUUCUUGUAAGGGCCCAGAAAAGUGUUGGUUUUAGUGCUUAUGGACUGAUUUGGAUUAAUUUAGGGACAUUUCUUGUGAUUUGCAAAACAGUGUUUAGUUUCUACACAUACUUGAAUUCUGUCAACAAAAUAGCAUCCUGAAAAUAUUUCAACAACAAUGGAGUAGC
Messenger RNA from Tribolium madens (black flour beetle), 1255 nucleotides. Its product is annotated as odorant receptor 85c-like. The record is from RefSeq and is a predicted model, not a curated record. The transcript is spliced from 7 exons. Gene Ontology annotation, molecular function: odorant binding; olfactory receptor activity. Gene Ontology annotation, biological process: detection of chemical stimulus involved in sensory perception of smell; sensory perception of smell. Gene Ontology annotation, cellular component: plasma membrane. NCBI's taxonomy places the organism in Eukaryota, Metazoa, Arthropoda, Insecta, Coleoptera, Tenebrionidae. The coding region runs from base 132 to 1229 and encodes 365 amino acids.